GAGAGAGAAAUCUGAGGUACUUAUAAGGCUAAGUUUUAGUUCCAUGUUGCUUCUAACAUAGCAGAGAAACUACUCAGAAAAAAAGUUGGUUGUGAGAAUUCUGAGUUCAUCCUUUUGCUUUAUGGCUACCUAACAAGUUUUCUAGGGAGGAAAAAGCAUGUCAGGAAACUCUGGAUGCCCCUUCUUUUUCUGGGGACUUUUAGCCCUCUUGGGAUUGGCUCUGAUUAUAUCACUGACCUUCAAUAUUUCCCACUACAUAGAAAAGGAGCGACAAGAUAAAAAUUAUGGCUACUCUGAUGACUUCAUUCCAAGGAGUGAUGAAUAUGAGAUCGAAGACACUCCAAUUUAUGGUAACUUGGAUAGUAUCGUUGCAGAACCAAUGGAUGAAAAUUGUUAUGAACAAAUGAAAGCCCGACCACAAAGAUCUGUAAAUGACAUGAAAGAAGCCACCCCACCUGCACAGGUAGCUGCUGAAUCACAGAUGUGCUACGCCUCACUUAAUCACAGCUACAGGGGGAAACGUAGGAAGCCCAGGAAACAGAACUUAACAGACACGGAUACAGAUGAGCAAUUACCUGGGAGGGAUGCCAGUGUUUUGAGAACCGACUUGGUAGAUACUUUCUCACCAGAAAGCCAGCCAAUAGAAGAAAAUAUUCAUGAUGAUCCCAUCAGACUAUUUGGGUUGAUCCGUGCUAAGAGAGAACCUGUGAACUAACUAGACUGUGAUCUAGUUCAAUGGCAAUGCUUUGGUCGAGAUGAGAGCUCAUGUUAGUGCCUGCCUAGGAUGUAUGAGAUCCUAGUACCACCAAAAAUAAAGAAAAAAGAAAAAAGAGCCUCACAUGAUGCAGAAUUGCAAAACAGAGUGAUAAUCUGACCACUUCUUGCUAGAAUGAUGGUUUGCCUCUCUAUAGAUUAUGUCCAUGUGUACUAAAUCUUAUAGCAUUAUAAUAAGUUAUAGAAAUUCAGUUAAAAUGUCUAAGUAAUUUAAAUAAAGUUAUAUUUGCUGAUUGUUUAAUAACAAAUUCAGACGUUCACAAUAAUACCUGAUAUGGAAAUAAAAUGUUUUGAGGGAUUCUAAUGCUGGAGCUUAAAUUCAGAGCUCAAAGUUAGCACUUACCACUAGAGCCAAAGUUCCACUUCUGAU
Messenger RNA from Dipodomys spectabilis (banner-tailed kangaroo rat), 1144 nucleotides. RefSeq names its product T-cell receptor-associated transmembrane adapter 1. Bases 158 to 715 code for a protein of 185 amino acids. The transcript has 6 exons. Gene Ontology annotation, biological process: positive regulation of T cell receptor signaling pathway; negative regulation of receptor recycling. Lineage: Eukaryota; Metazoa; Chordata; Mammalia; Rodentia; Heteromyidae. The record is from RefSeq and is a predicted model, not a curated record. Gene Ontology annotation, cellular component: T cell receptor complex.